Messenger RNA from Recurvomyces mirabilis, 2004 nucleotides. RefSeq lists its product as uncharacterized. The record is from RefSeq and is a predicted model, not a curated record. Lineage: Eukaryota; Fungi; Ascomycota; Dothideomycetes; Mycosphaerellales; Teratosphaeriaceae. The transcript has 2 exons. The coding region runs from base 1 to 2004 and encodes 667 amino acids.
AUGGCCCACCACUGGAACCCCUGCACCUACCUCCCCCGCCGCCUCCAGAUCGUCGCCUCCCUCACCACUUUCCUCCUCAUCUGCCUCCUAUUCUUCGGCACCUCCCCCGCCGACGACCCCACCACCUACGUGAACCAUGUCCCCUUCGGGCCCGAACUCCGCGCUGGUGCCCACCAAGUCGUCGACAAACUCCCCUCCAUCCCCAAAGUCCCGUACAUGGCACCCCCGCAAUGGCUGAACCCCUUUGGCGACCAAGCCCACACACCACCCCCGGAACAGACCAAUAGUUCCAGCGGGGAGGCGAGAUGGUAUGCGGAUUUUAAAUGGAGGAAUCCCUUUUCCAGCUCGACAACUCUGGAUGAGGAACGGGCUGUGCUGCCGCCUUUGGCUGAAAGGCCGCGGGUGUACACUUAUUUUGACUCGGUGGGGAGGAGGAAAGACGAGAAGAGUAAGGAGGCGGAGCAGGAGUUAUUGCAGGUUUGGAGACGGGCGUGGUGGGCUCAAGGGUUCAAGCCCGUGGUGCUGGGGAAGGCGGAGGCGAUGAAUAACCCGCUGUACAGAGCUGUACAAGGACUGGAAUUGGAGGAGGAAAUGGAGACAGAGAUGAUGCGGUGGCUGGCUUGGGGGAAUAUGGGGACGGGGAUCUUGGCGAACUGGCUGGCAGUGCCUAUGGCUGCAUACGACGAUACUAUGCUCAGCUUCCUACGGCGAGGCGAAUAUCCCCUCCUCACUCGCUACGAAGGGCUUGGCACAGGACUAUUCGUCGGCAACAAAAUCUCCAUUGAAAAGACGCUAAAAGAAGCCAUCUCCAACCCCCAAAUCAACACCACAAGAUCCCUCAUCGAAACCGCCUCCCUCGACACCUUCCUGAUCGAAGACAAACACGCCGCAAUAGCCUUCUACAGCACCUCGACCCUGAAAGAAAAAUACCCUCUCCUGAAAACCAAACUCGAGCAAACCACCACAAUCCCGGACGCCUUAACCCUCCUCCCCCGCCUCAUAAACGCCCACCUCCACUCGACCUGGCAAAACACCUUCUCCUCCGGAAUCUCAGUACUAAAACCCGCCCCCGAACACACCACCACCCUCCUCCUCCCAGCCGUUGAGCUCGCGCGAAACCUAAGCCAAUGCGCCGACUCCCCCAUCCCGGCCUCCUGCCCCCCUAACCGCCCGAAAUGCAAACCCUGCGUCUCCUCCUCCCACCUACCAAUAACGGUCCAGACCGUCUUCAGAAAUACAACCACCCUCUUCACCAUCGGCACAGUACCCCACCCUUAUACCCUGCUCUCCCUGCUCCACUCCCGCGACGAUUUAAACGUGAAAUUCAUCCGGCGAGAAACAGACCGCGACCUCUGGACCCUCGCGGCGACAAAAGAACUCAUCGGCAACGGCCAAAGUUCCUUCUUCCGGCUCCCCGCGCUGAAAGACGCCGUGGCGUCUGAAUUUGGCCGGGCGCGGAGUCUCUGGUUCACGGCGGAGAGACCACCGAGGAGCGAGAGUGAGAAGGAUUUGGAGGAACUGGAUUGGUGGUUUGGAUUUGAGAUUCCCCGGCAUCCGCUCGAUGAUGGGAAGAGCGUUACGCCUGUCCCGGGACCCGAACGCCGACCCCCACCACCGAAAGAUGAAUUCGGGGAUAGUCCCCCGCCCUCCGACGCCGAUUUGGUGAAGGAAAAAGCAUUGUUUGAGAAGAGUUUGAUGUUUAUGCAGCGCGCUGGACGUGGCGGAGUGGGAGGGGCUAAGGGAGGCAAGAAAAAUACUGGAGGGGAGAAGGACUUGGUGCGGACGCGAGAUAUGGUCGAGGCGUGGAAUCUGGCCGACACGGAGAUUUGGAAGUUUGUGCGGGCGUGGAAUGCGAGGGGUCGGGUGGAGAGGAGGGGGUGGGAGGAGGAGGAGGAGGGGUUUGGGGGCAGUAGGGGGAGGUGGGGGAGUCGAGUCGGCAGUAGAUUCGAGGAGCCGAAGGUUCUGAAUGGGGCCGCUUUAUGGCCGAUGGUUUUGAGUAUGUAG